AUGACAUCCCCACUGAAGAACGUGGUAAUCGUCGGAGCCGCAGGAAACCUGGGUUCCCGUGUCCUCAAGGCCUUCCUUUCAUCUAACGCAUUCAACAUCACUGUCCUCUCCAGAGACUCAUCUACCAGCAUCUUCCCCGACGGCCUCAAAGUCAUCAAAUCAGACUACAGCCAUGACUCACUCGUCUCUGCCUUCAAGGGCCAAGAUGCCGUAAUCAGCAUUGUAGGCAAUGGCGGCUUUUCCAACCAGCAGAAACUCAUCGACGCUGCCCUCGCCGCAGGAGUCAAACGGUUCAUCCUCAGCGAAUUCGGUAACAACACCGCAGAUGAACGUGUCCGGGCGCUUGCACCGCUCCUUGAUGGCAAGAAAGCCAUUGUCGAUUAUCUUAAUGAGAGACAGGAUCGGCUGAGUUGGACUGCACUCAUAACGGGGCCGUUUUUUGAUUGGGGUCUCCAAACCGGCUUCCUGGGCUUCAACCUCCAAUCGCACGAAGCAACCGUCUAUGACAACGGCACCAUCCCGGCCUCAGUCAGCACCCUCGCUCAGAUCGGUCGUGCUCUAGUCGCUGUCUUGCAGAACCCAGAGGCUACUGAGAAUCAAUACGUCUACGUCGAGUCAUUCACCGUCACGCAAAAGCAGAUUCUCGGGGCUCUCGAAAAAGCCACCGGCAAGGAAUGGAAGGUCACUGAUGUUGACUUUGAACCGCUUAUUCAAGAGAGUACUGAGCGGUUCAAGGGUGGUGAUUUCUCGGCCGUGCGCGUUCUGCUCUUAGCGUCUGCGUUGGCGAGGUUACCGGAUGGGCCGUAUGGAAGUUGGGAGCAGGUGUCGGGCGGGUCGUGGAAUAAGAGAUUGGGGAUUGAGUAUGAGGAUUUGGAUGAGGUUGUGGGGUCGCUCGUUAAUUAG
This is a messenger RNA of Aspergillus niger, 903 nucleotides long. RefSeq lists its product as uncharacterized. Gene Ontology annotation, molecular function: oxidoreductase activity. NCBI's taxonomy places the organism in Eukaryota, Fungi, Ascomycota, Eurotiomycetes, Eurotiales, Aspergillaceae. The record is from RefSeq and is a predicted model, not a curated record. Bases 1 to 903 code for a protein of 300 amino acids. The transcript is spliced from 3 exons.